UAUUUGAUUUCCUUCGUUCUGUAGUCUACAGAUGUCCUCUGUGUUAAUGUGGCUGUACGUCACACGCAAGUGACGUGCCCAAGCGCUGAAAGUGGCCCGCGCAAGCCAAGCAGGCCAGGGAGGGAAACUUGAUGGAAGACAGACAGCAAGCUGAAUCAGGCGUCCGUCUUAUUUUCGCCAAGUUUUGGAGUCUUUAAUUAAAAUGGGAGGAGAGACAACGGACGAGGAAGGAGAAGGAGCAAAUUCAUGUAAGCCACCGGCAAGAAAAAAACGAUAUACUCGUUACAAUCCUCACUGGGCGACACUUUCGGAGUUUGAAUGGGUACGGCCGACCCAGGAAGACCAUUUUUCAGCUACUUGUGUUUUGUGUCCGGCAAAAAUAUCCGUAAAAUAUGAAUUUAAAGCGUUCAUGGAAGGACAGCACGAACUACUGAAGGCAGCAAAAGGAGAUUCCAAGUACACAUGGAAAAAGAGAAAGGGGCAGCAACAGACAAAUAAGUCCAGAGUGAGUGCAGGGUCAAGUGCAUCUUUGUCAGGGUCAAGUGCAUCUUUUACAGGGAGAGAAUCAGUGCCAGAACAAAUGGAAGAUGGCAGCAGCAGGCCAAGGAGUCCAUCCAGAUUAAGUGCAGCAGACUCGAUAACAUCUGUGUCAGAGAGACAACCUGGUUCACAACAAAGAGAAGAUGGCAGCAGCAGGCCAAGGGACUCCAGAUCAAGAGCAGCAGAUUCAAGAACAUCUGUGUCAGAGAGACAGUCUGUGUCAAGAAAAAAGCAAAGUGUGUUGGCAUGGCUGCUCAACUCGGACGUCUCAAAUAUAGGGUGACUCAUCAAAAUUAUCAGCUGAUAUCUACUCUGUUUUGCCUAGCAGUCAGCAUUGUGUAUGAGAGAUUUUGAUCCGUAAAAAAUUAAAAAUAUUAACAGGA
This is a messenger RNA of Melanotaenia boesemani (Boeseman's rainbowfish), 923 nucleotides long. RefSeq lists its product as uncharacterized. The record is from RefSeq and is a predicted model, not a curated record. Bases 203 to 823 code for a protein of 206 amino acids. NCBI's taxonomy places the organism in Eukaryota, Metazoa, Chordata, Actinopteri, Atheriniformes, Melanotaeniidae. The transcript has 6 exons.